AUGGCACAUUCAAGGAUAGACUUCAGUGCUUCAUUUACACAGGAUUCUGGUGAAGUUAAAGAAAUGUUCUGUGAGCUUUGUGAUAAACACAACAAAAAAUAUGUUCCUGCUGAAAAAUUUUGUGAAGAGUGUUUCGAGUACUUGUGUGGGACUUGUCUAAACUACCAUAACAUAUACAUAAAAUCCCAUACCAUAAAAGAUAAGGAUAACAUGCCACAGGAUUUCUGUCUGGAGAAAUGUUCUGUUCAUAAAGAUGAAUUGGUCAAGUUCUAUUGUCAAGCUUGUAAGAAAUUUGCCUGUCCUGAAUGCAAGACUCAAGACCAUGGGAACUGUAAUAUGGUCAGUCAUUUGCCAGCUCUUGUUCAAGGGAUUGAAAAAGGUCAAGAAAUUAAAGAACACAAUGAAAACCUUGAUACGUUGAUGAAGGAUUUGGAAAAUACAGAAAAAGAUGUGAACAUAAACAUGAAAUAUGUCGCUUCACAAGAAACAAAGAUUUUAAAUUCAGUCAUGAAAAAAAAGAAAGAAAUAUUGUCCGUGUUUGACAAACAUCAGACGGAUGUAAUUCAAAACUUUGAGAAAAAAAUUGAAGAAACCUUACAAAGACUUGAAGAAGAGAAAAAGGAGAAAAUCAACAAAUUACAAGAAAAUCAAAGGAAAUUAAGAAAGUUAUUAAGUGAUGAGGAAAAUGAAAUUAAGAGGAAAAUUGAAAUCAUAAAAAAGAAAGACAAGAAAGUUUUGCAGACAAUCAUUAAAGAAACCUCAAAAAUGAAAAUAAAACUAAACAGCAUAUCAACAGAGUUGGUGCAUCAUCAAGGUACAGAUCAAAGAUGUAAAAUGUUUGUUGCUAUGAAGAAGGGGCAAGAAAUCACUGAACAAUUGAAACCAGCUGUUGAUAAACAAUGUAAAAACAAUUCAAUUCAUUAUUACAAAGUUGAAUGCAAAGCUUCUGAACAAAAUAUAACCAAUUUACAAGACUGUGACAAAAAUUUUCACCUAUCAAGAAAUACAUGAGUCUGAAGUACCAAGAACUGCUAGUUAUUACACAAAUAAAAAAUUCAGAUGUGACUCCUGGUCAUCUCUAUGCUUGUUAUCAGACAACUCUCUUCUUAUAUGUAACCUUGAAUCUUC
Molecule: messenger RNA, 1128 nt
Organism: Ruditapes philippinarum (Manila clam)
Lineage: Eukaryota; Metazoa; Mollusca; Bivalvia; Venerida; Veneridae
Product: E3 ubiquitin-protein ligase TRIM33-like
Exons: 1
Coding region: 1-1011 (336 amino acids)
Biological process (GO): positive regulation of DNA-templated transcription
Cellular component (GO): nucleoplasm; chromatin
Molecular function (GO): zinc ion binding; ubiquitin-protein transferase activity
Source: RefSeq, a predicted model, not a curated record